AGAAAAAAAAACUGGAUCGUCUUCUCCAUCGCAGCCCGGGCAAAACACAACUACAGAUAAAUAAGCGGCGGCGGUCGAAUAGAGCUUCAGCUCCCACGCCGGAACACCUCUACAUCUGAAUCUCAGCCCGGGCUAGAGCCUACCCUGCAGAGAAGGUAAAAGGAUAAGCAAUGGUUGGUUUUAAAAACAGGUACAUGGUAAUGGAAGUGUUCUUGGAUCCAAAUCGAGACAUUAAUGCGAGUGAUGAUCCUAUCAUAUUAACUCAGUAUAAUCUUGCAAAAGCAGUUAAAGACAGCGUUUUGGUAAAUUAUGGGGAGUGUGGUUUAGCUUCUUCGCUUGGAUCAUUUCAAAUCAAGUAUGUGAAUCCCAUUACGAAGCUAUGUAUCAUCCGAGCCUCGAGGGAUGAGUACCAAAAAGUUUGGUCUGCAGUUACCAUGAUUAGGAGUAUUGGAAAUUGCCCUGUUUUAAUCAACUUACUUGACCUCAGUGGAAGUAUAAAGGCCUGCAAAACAGCUGCAUUGAAGUGUGAUGAAGCUAAAUUUGAGCAGUAUAAGCUUGUGGUUGGAGACCGUCUAUCACCUGAUGUUACAAUGCACGUGCAAAAUUGUCUUGAGAAGAUCAAGAUUCUGGAGCAUUGAGAAUACAUAGGGUGUGCAAGAAUCGAUUUAAACCAAAAUUUUGUACUGAACCAAUAUAACCAAUUUGGUUUCCUUGUCCUCUGUAUUCGGUUUGGUUCAGUUUCUUUUUCUGAAAACUGAAAUAACCGAAGAGAGGUAAGCAUAGCAUGUGAGUUAAUCUAUAAUUUGGGCCAGAUUUGACCUGUUUUUGUUAUAUUUUAAAAUAUUGGAAAAAGUGGCAUGGUGCCACAAUCCUGGCAAUCAAACUCAGGAUUGAAAGUGCGUUAUGGUUUAAA
Messenger RNA from Mercurialis annua (annual mercury), 913 nucleotides. RefSeq names its product probable ribonuclease P/MRP protein subunit POP5. Lineage: Eukaryota; Viridiplantae; Streptophyta; Magnoliopsida; Malpighiales; Euphorbiaceae. The transcript is spliced from 4 exons. Gene Ontology annotation, biological process: tRNA 5'-leader removal. The record is from RefSeq and is a predicted model, not a curated record. Gene Ontology annotation, cellular component: ribonuclease P complex. Bases 171 to 638 code for a protein of 155 amino acids.